CUACAGUGACAAUUCUGUGUCUGUUGCUAGUGGUAAACAACCAUAUGGAGGCAAGGUUCCUGUCUGCAGAUACUGGGCUCACCGAAUACGAGAGCCAUCUAGUGCGGUGCUUUGGAAAUAUAAUCACUACACAUUCUGCCGGGCAACAUUCUCUUCUUGUAUCUAUUCCUGACGUCUGUGCUGACAAAUCCAAACCAAGAAACUCAGCACAAAAUUCGAGAAAGUACUGUGAAGUGCUUGGAUUUCUGCUUGGUUCCAUCCACGGUUACACGAAAUAUCCGCUUCUUGUUGCCGGGCCAAUGUUUAAUGGUACCUUUAAAAAUAUAUCCUCAGCAGGAAGGGCUGAUUAUGUCAAUGUAAUUUUGGGGGAAGUUGAAGAUGAGUUGGGUUUCAGUGCUUUUAAAAGUCAGUUGGCGAUACUUUCGGGCCUACCCUUCUGGAAUACAAGAGGAAGGUUCGUUGUUAUGUUCCUGGAUAGGAAUUUAUCAACUGUCAACACUGUUCCAGAAGAACAUACAUUAAUCAGAAGUAUCCUUGGUGAACUUUGGGAAAAUGAUGUAGUAAACGCUAUCGUGGUGGCUCCCAACUUGCACAGAAAUAAACCAACAACUCUGGAUGUGCAUACUUGGUUUCCUUUCGCAGAAGAUCACUGCAGGGGCCCAGUUAACAGAACAGUCAUACUCGAUCGAUGGAUAACAGAGAGUGAAAGUCGGUUCGAUAAAAGUAUCGAUCUCUUUCCUGAUAAACUGUCUAAUUUUCAUGGCUGCGCAGUUAGUGCUAGCACGUUCGCUUACGUCCCAUUCGUGUUCCCAAUGAGAGAAGAUGCAAACAUCACACACUAUACUGAAGGCCUGGAAAUCAGAGUUCUUCAUAUGAUAGCAAUAGCGCUGAAUUUUACAGAGAAAUUCCUUCCAGAAAACGAACAUAACGUCAGUAAAUGGUGGGGUAUGUACGAAGAAGUGUCGAACAAGAAAGCCGACGUCGGUUUCACGGCAACGCCGCAGACAGUUCGUUCCAUUGGCAACAGAGAUCACUCAGUGUGGUAUUUGAAAGAGACAAUAAGGUGGUUCGGUCCCAGAGCUAAACCAAGUGCACAUUGGAAAAGUCUUAUAAUUAUCUUCACCCCAUUAAUGUGGCUCUUGGUGUUAAUUAUAUACUUCAUAUGUUCCUUAAUAUUCUGGUUACUUGCGCAGGUUAACAGUGCUGUUAAGGAGCACGUGACCUACACGGAUGCACUUAUGUGUUUCCUUCAGACAUUCUCCAUGAUACUGGGAGAGGCUGUGUGUGUCAGGCCUCAUACAUGGUAUCUGAGGUUAUUCUUCAUAAUCUGGGUUUUCUACUGUUUGCUGAUCAACACAUCUUAUCAGUCGUCUCUAAUCAGCGUCCUGACUGAUCCACGAUAUGACCCCAUAGUUGACACAGUGCAGAAACUUCUGAAUUCCGGCAUGAAUUAUGGAUUUGUGUGGAGGUUCCAUUACUGGUAUACUCGAACUAACGAUUCGCUGUCUAAGACAAUACUCAACAAUUUUAUCCCGUGUCCAAAACUUGACGUGUGCCUGAGAAGAAUAGCGUCCAAACAAGAUUUUGCUAUAUGUGGUGGAGAAUCACAUCUCUUGUAUUUUUCUCAAACAAAAUACAGUCCGUUAGGCAUACCUAGUUUUCUCCCGUUCAGUGAAGAAGUAACAUCCAUACUUGUGACAAUGUUCUUUCACCGUGGAAGCGUUUUCUUAGAAAGCUUUGAUAGAGUCAUUUAUCGUGUGGUCGAAUCAGGAAUAACACAGAAAUUCUGGACGGAUAUAAGGCUUCGUUACGUGGGAAAUGUUGAUGAAGAUGCCGACAAAGGAGACGAAGGGAAAGCUGAUGGGGACGACGACCCCGCCGUCGUACUGAGCGUCCAACAUCUACAGAGUGCGUUCAUUCUGCUCCUGUUGGGGCUCGCGUGCAGCCUAUCUGUGUUCAUAACAGAACUAUUUUACUUCAGCUUCAGAAAGUCAAGAUUUUUCCCACGUCUUAAACCUUUCGCAAAUGAACGUAAAGCUAGAACUCUUGUGAAGUACAAGCGUCACAUGAUUCAUAAAACUUACGUAAGUCGUGUCAAGAAGUGUAACGCAAUACUAGUAAAAUAA
This is a messenger RNA of Cryptotermes secundus, 2126 nucleotides long. RefSeq lists its product as uncharacterized. The transcript has a single exon. The record is from RefSeq and is a predicted model, not a curated record. Gene Ontology annotation, cellular component: membrane. Gene Ontology annotation, molecular function: ligand-gated monoatomic ion channel activity. Lineage: Eukaryota; Metazoa; Arthropoda; Insecta; Blattodea; Kalotermitidae. Bases 45 to 2126 code for a protein of 693 amino acids.